Molecule: messenger RNA, 1697 nt
Organism: Heteronotia binoei (common prickly gecko)
Lineage: Eukaryota; Metazoa; Chordata; Lepidosauria; Squamata; Gekkonidae
Gene: BAIAP2L1
Product: BAR/IMD domain containing adaptor protein 2 like 1
Exons: 12
Coding region: 252-1697 (481 amino acids)
Biological process (GO): actin filament bundle assembly; positive regulation of actin filament polymerization; actin crosslink formation
Cellular component (GO): nucleoplasm; cytosol
Molecular function (GO): protein binding
Source: RefSeq, a predicted model, not a curated record
AGUCGAAGGGGGCCGAGCGAAGGGGAGGAAGGGAGCGCCGCAGCCGGCCGGCCUCGGUGAGGGGCAAGACGAGGGCGCCGGCGGGAAAGAAGGGAGGGACGCUGAGAAGGCGCUCGGCCGCCACACGAGCAGCAGCGCCGCCGUCCUGAGGGCGAGGAAGGCAGGGAGAAAGUUCCUCCCGACGCUUCCCGGUUUCAUCGCUUCGCUUUUCCCCCUUGUCUUUCCUGCUUCCUCCUCCUCCUGCCCCCGCCAUGUCCCGGGAUCCAGAAGAAGUGAACAAACUGACCGAAAACACCUAUAAAAAUGUGAUGGAACAAUUCAACCCGGGACUGCGGAACUUAAUAAACCUGGGGAAAAACUAUGAAAAAACUGUUAACGCCAUGAUUCUUGCUGGAAGAGCUUACUAUGAUGGUGUAGCAAAAAUAGGAGACAUAGCAGUCGCAUCGCCAGUAUCUAAAGAACUGGGUCAUGUUCUCAUAGAGAUUUCCAUAGCCCAGAAGAAACUCAACGACAGCCUAGAUGAAAGUUUCAGGAAAUUCCACAAAGAGAUUAUUUCUGAGCUGGAGAAGAAGACUGAAUUGGAUGUCAAAUACAUGAACGCUACUUUGAAGAGAUACCAAAACGAACACCGAAGCAAGCUGGAUUCUUUGGAAAAAUCUCAAACAGAGUUGAAGAAGAUCAGAAGAAAAAGUCAAGGAGGGAGGAACGCCACAAAAUAUGAACACAAGGAAACAGAAUAUUUGGAAACGGUGAGUUCCCGCCAGAACGACAUUCAGAAAUUUAUUGCCGAAGGUUGCAGAGAAGCGCUCCUGGAAGAGAAAAAAAGAUUCUGUUUCCUGGUGGACAAGCACUGCAGUUUUGCUCAGCAUAUGAAGUAUUACCACAUAGAGUGUACAGAGUUACUGAACGUCAAGUUGCCCGGGUGGCUGGAGACGUGCAGCGAUGCCACCAAAGUACCGGAGAAGAUUAUGACCAUGAUAGAAGAGAUAAAGACACCCGUCUCCACUCCAGUCUCAGGAACUCCAAUGCCUUCGCCGAUGAUCGAGAGGAACAGCACGGUGGGAAAAGAUUACGACUCACUUCUCAGGAAUUCUUCCCACGUGCCUCCCGCUCCGACCAUCAGAGCCUACACAAGUCCCUUAGUAGACAUGUUUAACAACCCGGCAGCUGUUCCGAAGGCAUCAUCGGAGAGGCUAAAUCAUUCAACGAAUCACGCAGACGAUUCUGGUUUAUCACGCUCCACAUCCGUUGCCACGGGACUCAACAUAAUGAAAAGGCAGAAGGUCAAAACCAUCUUCCCUCACACCGCCGGGAGCAACAAAACUUUGCUCAGCUUUGCACAGGGCGAUACCAUCACGCUCCUGGUGUCGGAGGAAAGGGACGGCUGGCUGUACGGAGAACACGACGUGACUAAAGUGAAAGGCUGGUUCCCCUCCUCUUACACAAAGCCGUUCGAAGAACCAGCUGAAGAGACAGCCCGUGCGCCGGCCCCGAGUCCUGCGCCUGUCCGGAGCGUCAGUUCAGUCAACUUGUCAGACAGAGGUGGGGUGGUCCUUCCCCCGCCAGAUUAUCUGGUGCCUAGCCAAACAAGAGCGAGUUCUGAAGCCAGAGCGGAACCUUCUAAGACGACAGCGACGCUUAAAACGCCAGCGACCAAACCAAACAGCGCAGCACCCGUAAGUAGAACUGCAGCUUAA